Molecule: messenger RNA, 2932 nt
Organism: Harpegnathos saltator (Jerdon's jumping ant)
Lineage: Eukaryota; Metazoa; Arthropoda; Insecta; Hymenoptera; Formicidae
Exons: 2
Coding region: 149-856 (235 amino acids)
Source: RefSeq, a predicted model, not a curated record
CUUCAAUAUGAUACGAGUUACUGGUGAUGAAGCAGUCUAGUGAAUAGCACGCAUCGUACAAGUCUCCCGCUUUAUUUCGCGAUUAAAUCAAAGUGAAUUGGUGCGUGUUAUUGGUGUAAAUUUUCUAUUUAAAAUCAAACAAAUAAAGAUGACGCCUCCGCUCCGGUGGGUGUUCCUGUUGGCAUUGGUGGGUUGCGCCGCGAGCGUCCCUUCGCCUCCCGUCGAUGACGCAUGCGUCUUGCUUUGCCACCCCAGGGCGAGAUCGUCUCCCGAGGGAGUCUGCGAGCUCCGGGCAGCCCAGUCCGGCUCCGUCCUGGACCAGGCGCGGAUUAUCGUCAGCCGCUGUCUGAAGCUAUGCGACCACCGGCUGCCGUCCUCCGUGCGAGUUAGCUGUUCCACUCUGAGAUCGUUCCUCGGUGCAUUCCGAGGAUGCCGUUGCUCGUCGAGCCGCGUAAUGCGCAGCAACGCGAGGGUCUCUUCGCUGGUGGACGAGCUGGCGGAGGAAAUUGUCUCGUCUUCGCCCCUCGGGGAAAUCGUGAUAUUCGUUCUCCACGCGGCGCUGUCCCGUGAAGACGCCGGUGCUGAGGGGAACGGCCCGAUUGUCGAUGAUUACGAAGCUGCAAGCCGGCCGAUACGCGAUGCAGAGGACGAGAAACCGAGGCGAUACGAUGCCGAGCAGCCUGCGGUGGACGUCGACCGUCACGACGGCGGCACCGUACGCCUGCAGGCUGAUCAAACACAGGACACCAACGCAGCGUCCAGCUCCUCCGAGGACGACGAUAGCGUUGACUGGGGUACAUGGACUGCGUACUGGACUGCGGUGCAAGCAGCAGUGCAACAAAGCUCGUGGCGAUAACGCGUGCAGAUGUGACAUCACACCGUGAUCCGCACCUCACACUGUGAGGGGAUACGUCGAGGAAGAGGUAAUGGGGAGGAGUUCGCAUGGGAGGGCAUGAAUUUACAUAUCUUGUAGGUUAAUCGGCCCGAUCCGGGCUCGUUAGACUAAGCGACUUUCGGCAUAAUCAGGGAAAAUUGUAAGAGAAAGAGGGAGGGAGCAAGAGAGAGAGAGAGAGAGAGAGAGAGAUAGAGAGAGAGAUAGAGAGAGAGAGAGAGAGAGAGAGAGAGAGAGAGCUGUGUAUGACACUUUUUCGACUUUAAUCAUUUGAACCGUCACGACUUUCCUCUCCCGACAGUUCAUCGUCUUAACAUGUGGUAGUGAUCCUCCUAUAAGCGAAAUAAUUUAAUAUUACACAGAAAAUAGAUUAUUAUUCGGCAGUCUUAACUCUAUAUGUAUCUUACAAUUACUUCUUACAAUCGAUAACUCUGUACAGAGACAAGAAAGCAGUCGAGUUGCGAGCUAAAUUGAUUUUUCCGUUUUGGAAAGGAGGGACUAUUUGUACUUUUCUAGUUUUUAUAUGUGUCUUUGUACUGUUCGUUGCAUACAGUUAAUUUCGGAUAAAUCUGGAAUAGAAUGUAUUCACUCUACAAUAUGAGAAUAUAAAAUAUAUGAGGUAAAACACGUUUACGAAAGUUCCAAAGAGUUUUUCGCCGACGUCCGACGUGUUAGAACGCAAUCGUGGGACGUUGAGUUAUAAUGAUUGUAAUAGAAGUCAUAAGAAAUUUCGCCUAGUACGUGUAACAUUGGUGUAACUGCUUUAGGCUUAAGAAUUUUACACAAGGUCCGGUCCACACGACUCGUCUUAUACUUUGCCUCGAUCAAGGAAACGUUUAUCUAGCAGCAACUGAGAUGUCUGUCGCUAUGUCAACUCUGACAAAGCUUAGGUAUCUCAGAUAACGCGUAUUUCUCCAGAAACGCGACCGUACAACGAAACGUAAUCAUAAUCUAUGUGCAAUAAAACAUAUUGUUUUUUGUAUCUUUCAACGAUAAUAAUCACAUCGCACUGAGCACGAGUCGAGUCAUUAACGCAGCGAAAUAUCACAUCUUUGUCGCAUUUCUUUGUGUAUCUUACAUUUUGCAUAUAUUUUUCUCUCUUCUAAAAACUGCGCGCUUUAAGAUAAAUUAUUACAUUGAGUAAUGAAGUAUUGCACAGUAAAAAGUUAUACCGCGCAAAUUUUCUGAUAUUGUACGCACAAUUGUGUCUUCUUAUUGAAGCGGACUGAUUGCUUUGCCUAUAUAUUGAUUGCACAAAAAGCCCCGGCCAAAGAAAUUGCGACGUGUGGACAGGACAUCGAUGUGUGAUAUGUGUAUUAUGCAAUAAAUUCUAUUUGUAUGCGCGCGCAUGAUAUGCAAUGUGCAUUCAUGCGCUGAUUAUAAUUCACCUAGCGAUCGAUAGAUAGCUUUUACAUGACGAUAGGGAUGUUAAAUAAAUAAGCGACAAGACAAAAUCCACGUCUUCCAUUUUGUAGUCGGUUUGUUACUUUGGCGGUAGUAACCGCUUUACAUGACAUUACGUAAGCGAUAAAUAGAGCGAUAAAGCACAGAUAGUUACUUGUUGUUUAAUGCGAUAAGUCUUGGGCAUGGAGUCCGGCCAGCACGUCAUCGAUCGUCAUUGAUUGCUACCGAUCGAAGAGCUGUCGAGCACGGUAUCGAAGCGGUCUCUCGAUCGUACGACAAAUAGUCGGCGCGUUCAUUAUCGCCGAUUAAAAAGAAAAAAAGUUGUGACGCGACAAUAAGACGUAGAUCUAGAAUGCCUAUGCGAUGCAUUUUCGAUCUUAUCGCGCUCUCGGCUAUCGUUCUUGCAGACGUACCCGCCUUCUCACCUUAGUUCGUUAUCUGCAAACUUUUUAACACAACAGUGAUUGAACAAAGAGUUACUUGUUGAGUGCCUGAGAAAAAUGUUGCAACUAUAAUAUAUUUAAUAUGUAAUAGAUUCAGUGUCGCAAAUGGAAGAAGAAAGCAGACACGCAAUAAUACACGUAACAAAUAUCUCGGAUCUGCCGAUUGUCGAGAGCAUGAUGAAGAAUCGGUUAU